CUUGACUGAAUGAAUGAUAUCUUUGUUUUCUAAGUCAGUCACAGCCCUGGGGCGACGCCAUAUUGGCCGGGCAGAAUUGAAACAGAACCGAUUUCUACGGGAUAAAUUUCCACCGAUAUUCAUUGUGAUCUCGAGAGCGCUGUAUGUAGGACUACACAGGAAAUCAUCGUGGUUAUGAAUUCCUUCCUAACUGUGUUCGGAGUCGUCCUUCUCUGUGGGAUAAGCCUGAACCAGGCUAUAACGCCAUGUCCAAAGCAGUGUGUUUGCGAGGAGCAAUUUUUCCCCGAAACGCAAGGCUUUGGAGCGAAAGUGAACUGCUCAGGGAGAAAACUGAAGAAGUUUCCUCGGCCUCUACCAUAUGUAACUACGACAUUGCUACUUCAGAACAACAGAUUAUCCAAGCUGGAAGGAAGGCACUUCCACGGAAUGAUCUAUCUGAGGACCUUGCACCUCGAAGGUAAUCGAAUAAAAAAGAUUGGAGCAACUUCCAUGGGAUAUCUUCCUUCUCUUCAAACUUUAUAUUUGCAGAACAAUCGUAUCGAAGAACUGGCUUUUGGAGCAUUUAGGAAUUGUUCAAGACUUCUAACUUUGAAUCUUGCCAAGAACAAGCUUAGUACCCUUCAGUAUGCUGCGUUUGAUGGACUGAGUCAACUGGAUGCAUUGGACCUUAAUGCGAACUUGAUCAAUUCGAUAGAGGACGGGGCAUUUCUUGGUCUCCAUCGUCUUAAGUCAUUGUCCCUGAGCCAAAACCAGAUUACAAAGAUUGGGGCGUACCUCUUUGCUGAUGUCUACUCUCUUACUUCGCUAUACCUUUUUCGAAAUCAGAUUUCAGUCAUCGAAAAUGGUGCCUUUUCACGACUGCUGUAUCUCAAAACUCUAUCACUUUUUGACAACAAGAUUUCUGCUAUUCGUCAGAAAACUAUUGCUGGACUUGAGAACCUCGAGGAACUCUAUCUGCAACGAAACCGAAUUACCGAUAUUGAACCUUGGUCCUUCUCAGCCACCAAGAAAUUGCGAUUAUUGAUUCUGUAUUCCAAUCUUCUCUCAUUUAUUCCCGACAACAUGUUUGAGGAUCUGAGAUAUCUAACUGUCCUCCAUCUUGGUAUCAACACAAUCUCCUACGUCGCAGACGAAGCAUUCCGCCAUCUCGGACGCCUAAGCGUGUUAAAUCUCGAUUCAAAUCGUCUCACUCUGCUUAACCCAAAGACGUUUUACGGCCUUUCAAAUCUCAAAGAUAUACAUCUUUACUUCAACAACAUUUCGUAUGCCGGAAAAGGAACAUUCGAUCAUUUCAAGAGAAUAACAAGAUUUUUAUGGGAUGUCCCGGAGGCCUACCGUGUGUCUCUGAAACCUAAUGCGGUUAAAUCGAGAGGGAGUGGGCUCCAUUGUGAUUGCAACGCACGUUGGUUGAAGGCCUGGUUACUUGAAAGAAAAUUCGCCGACAUCACAUGUGCCAGUCCCGCCCACUUGACAGGGGUCACGGUAACAAAACUGAGGGAUAGGGACUUCGUAUGCGGUGCUCUCGAAGUUGUAGUGUACCCGAAGCAAGUCCUCGCCAUUCUCGGACAAAAUGUUGAACUACGUUGCCAUACAAGUCUAGGCGCCACAUAUCAGUGGAAUUUGAAAGGUGUUAAACUGGAAGCUGAUCAGUAUCGCGUGCCUAACCCCCUUGGUCUGCUGACGAUCUACGGUUUGGCCGAGGAGGACUUGGGAGAGUAUGUCUGCGUUGCUCAGAACGAGGCUGGAAUUGUAGCCAGUCAUGCGAUGGUAACCAGUGGAGUUCGUCCCCAGUUUACCGUAUACCCGUUAGCAGUUGACGCCACGGAGCCGUUAAAACCAGUGGUGCUGAAAUGCCGAGCGAAGGGAACACCAACACCUGAAAUCAAGUGGUACAAGGAAAGUCUGUUGAUUGUGGGUAGCCCUGAGGAGUCACGCUUACAAAUUACUAUGGAGGGCUCCCUAGUGUUCAUGGGAAAGAGGUUUCACAUCACGAAGGAGGGGUCUCUGAUAAUACUUGAUCCUCGAGUGGAGGACGAGGGGACAUACACGUGUUCAGCAGAGAACGACUUGGGGAAAAUAUCGUAUGACGUCAGCCUUUACGUUGAAACAAAUAGUAAGUGUGCUCGUGGUUGAAGAGGUGGCGGAGUUUGUACAGCAGUGAAGUAUGACUGUAUAUGUACCCAAGGAUCUCACAAGGAAGGACACCAAUGUAUACAAGAUAAAAAGAUCACGAAUAAAAAAACAGUCGAAACAGGUUCCGGUUCGGGAUCAGGACCUGGUUCGGGGGAUGCGGAAUCAGAAGUUGGAUCAGGAUCGGGUGACGUGUCACCUACGAAACCAACUUCUCACAAAACAGACGGGCCGGGAAUUGAUCAGGAGACUGGAAGCGGAAGUGGGGAAGGUCAAAGGCCCUCUUCAGCCUCCAAAGGACCUGGGGUAGAUCAAGAGGAAUCUGGUGACCUUACAUCGUCGACACCCUCGUCUGAGGCCGGUAGCGGAAGUGGUAAUGGAAAUGCGGGAGGAGAAACUGAGGACGGAAGUUUGGAGACUAGGGUCCCAGUGAAGGAGAGAUCCCGGGCGAAGCCAGUGAAUCCUUUAGAAGCCCCACCAUCGUGAGAACAUUCAGAAUGUCUUCUUUUUUUGCAGCGGUUACGUUCAAGACUAACAAAGCCAGUUGUGGUGUUGAGAUAAACCCAACGCCAUAAAAAACCAUUUUAAAAACCUGUCGCUAGUUUUAUCAACUAAAUAGAUGCACCUUUAGAAUUGUUGCCGAUACGUCUAUGAUUAGUGUGUGAUGCUAAUGAAUUAAUUACAAUGUGUUCACCAAUAUGGAUACAAUGAUACUCAUGGGAGCAUGGACAGGAUUCUCCAUGUUCAGAGGAAUUAGAGGUUCUACAAUAACACCGUACAGGAACCGGUAGCAUGCCUUGUGUUGUACUCUUCAACUGUCACUUCUCUUUUUGAAAAAGGGAUAGGGGGUCAUAAGCACUCUACAACCCUCCUAAGAUACAACCUUGUACACUAGGCCCUUUAACUCCCAAGAUCUGAUAGCUAAUUCUCCACUCUAGCUGCUACACAUUUCUUUGUAAAUUAGUUAUGAGAAUUUGGUGUUAGAUCAAGAUAACAUGUACCCAAUACAUUUAGGUGUUCUCAUUACCUGUUUGCUGGAUAGUGCAUGGAUUUUGUAAGGAGAAAUUACAUAUGAAUCACCUCUGGGAAUAAAAGGGUUUACACAGCACUAGAUGAGCUGUGAAUAUCCUUAAUUUGCACAACUUAGUAAAUUUCUCUCCCGUUUCGUGUAUCCAUGUAUCCGCAUGAUUAUGAAACUGUUGAAUACAAAGUCACCCAAUGCAUUUUUCCCAGACAUGAUACACAAGAUGAACAAUCAUUCUGAUCAUUUGCUGCUAAAAACAAGAAAACUUCAAAGAAUGAAAUUGUUGAUAACUUAAAUUCUUCUCUCCUCUACCGCUGCAUUGUCUAAUUAAGUUUUAGAACAAGAACUUGGAAGUAAGACAAUUAGUGCUUAAAUUAAUAAAGGAUUUUUUUUUCUGUAA
This is a messenger RNA of Stylophora pistillata, 3554 nucleotides long. RefSeq lists its product as uncharacterized. Gene Ontology annotation, molecular function: protein binding. The record is from RefSeq and is a predicted model, not a curated record. NCBI's taxonomy places the organism in Eukaryota, Metazoa, Cnidaria, Anthozoa, Scleractinia, Pocilloporidae.